AUGUAUAACCGCAUGUCUGAGCCUGGUUUUGAUGAUAAAAGUGGAUAUCCCCCACCUGGGCAAGAACAGGGCCCACCUCCCUACUCGCAACCUGGCAUGGGACCUGUGCAACCAGUGCAACAACAACCAAUGCAACAACAACCAAUGCAGCAACAACCGAUGCAACAACCUGGGCACAUGAUGCAAAGCAGUAACACCAAUACGACCGUUGUGAUACAGCAACAACCAGCGCAGGUUGUACUUCAAGGACCGCGGGCAUGGAGCACUGGCAUUUGCUCUUGUUUUGAUGAUUGUGGUGUCUGUAAGUUUAUUAUAAGUAAUAGCACAAAAAGAGGCGAAUUAGCUAUUAAAACGUCCCGCCCAAUGAGGGUCGUUUAGUAAAAUUCCCUUGGACGCCGCUCGAUGAGGGUCAUUUACUAAAUGACCCGAAUCAAGCGGUGCCCAAGGGAAUUUUUCUAAACGACCCUCAUCGGGCGGGACGUUUUCAAUAGCUAAUUUGCCUCUUUUUAUGCUUGCCUAUUACCUUAUAAUAUCAUGAUUGCGGGUAUUCCCGUUGUUCUCGCUGGGCCAUUAAAAAACAAUUAACAAUAAAUAAUGGUAUAAAUUAAAUGGUAUAAUUGUUUUCCAUGUCUUUGUUUAGUUUUGGCUAUUUCAGAUAUCUUUUAUAUUCAUUUUUUCUAAUCGUACCCGCUUUGAUGUCGUUUCGGGUAGGAUUAGAACUAAUUCUACCUGACAUGACGUAAAAGCGGGUAGGAUUAGAAAAUAUGAAUAUAAUGAGGUGUAUUAGUUUUUAAUUGCCCUGCGAGAACAAAGGGAAUACCCGCAAUCAUGAUAUUAUUAUAUUUUAUCUUUGUAUAAAGGAUCGAGGCAAACUGAGUCAGACAGGGUGUGAUAAUUUGUGUACUUAUUAUAUGUACCAUAUUUUGUUAACUUUUAGGUCUUCUUGGCUUGUGCUGCCCGUGCAUUCUUCAAUGCACCAUUAGUAGUAAUGCUGGUGAGUGUUGUUGUGUUGCCGCCAUGUGUCCAAUUGCCCUGAGAACCAAGAUCAGGAUGAGACAUAACAUUGCAGUAAGUGAUGGCUCUUUCUUGUCCUCUAGCAGUCUCAUAUGAUUGGGUGGUUUGAAUUGCAAGUACUGUCUUGCGUCACAACACCAAAGUGCCUGGGUAUACGAGGCAGAGCAGUUUAGGACUGAUGAGAUUUAAUUAGAGCAUUAAUAGGUUUUCAACUGUAGCCUGGUAACAUUUAAACCAAUAAGAGAGAUAUAUUAUCCAUACUGGUAGCAUUCCAGUAUAAAUAAAGUUAUCUAUUUCACUUUUUAUUUCAACAGGGAAGUAUUAUGGAUGACUGCUGUGUACUGGCAUGCUGUGGGAUCUGUGCAUUGUGUCAAAUGGCCAGAGAACUCAACAUUCAUGGAAUUUAACCAGCAAUAUAAACGACAAACUUUUUAUCUUUUAAUUUUUUUGUAAUGGGACAUAUUAGUGUUGUUUAGAGUCUAAGAUUGUAAUCAUUCAAGAUAAUGCACCUAUCAAUUGACACCCCGACCCCCCCCCCCCAACCCUGGGACAUAGUGGGGCAGGCAAUGUGGGGAAUUUUAUGGUAUUUGACUGCAUUUUUUGCCCGUGGAGGUCGGGGAUUUGUCGGGAUUUGCCUUUGAAAAUUUCCCCUUGGGAAGUAGGGGUGGGGAUUUGACUCACUCCCAAUUUACUAUAUAUGUUUCGUUGUACCAUUGACUAUUGUCAAUUAGUAUUUUUGCACAAGUGAACAUAACAAAUCCUACAAGUUGAUCGGUCAAAUUUGACGUAUUAAGAUGUUAUAUUCACAUACAGGUUUCAAAACGGCAGCUAGCCGUUUUGUGGAAGCUACCGAUAGAGAAAUAAGCAAAAUUAAAAUAAAUUCAGUCCCAAAAAACACAAAACACUAUAUUUGCAUGAAGUGUGUACUUUUAUACAGAACUUUCAGUUUAAAAAAAUGGUAGUUUUGUUAGAUUACCCCUCCAGGGUGGGGGGUUUUGGAGGGUUUUUGUGGCAAACAUGCCUGGGUAGGGUGGGGGUUUAUACACUUUAGAACCAAUGUGAAAUCAAAUCCCCACUAUGUCCCGGGGUGGGGUGGGGGGGUCGGGGUGUCAAUUGAUAGGUGCAUAAUGUUCGAGAUAAUUUGUUGUACCCGUAUCAAAUUGUAGAACCAAUUACCAACAGCCUCUAAAUGUGAGAAUGUAAUUUCUGGGUCAGUACUCAUUUCCAACCACCAAACAGACAAGACAGCAUUGUCGGAAGAGGUGUUACAUGGCUGUGUAACUAACCCAAAUGCUACCCUAACCCCAACGGCAACCCUAACGGCCUAACCAAAUUACCAUCGCUUGCAACUAAGGAUGAACGGUCACAGAUAAAACAUUGUCUAUUCUCGUGACAAAGUUAAAUGUUUUUACCAAGAAAGUUCAAUGUUUGUCAAGAGCACUUGACAGGUUUUAAUCUGAUCAGCCAAUCAUGUUCAACCAGCUCCAAGCUGAUUGGCUGAGCGAAUUGAAACCGUCAAAUGAUCAUCACAAACAUUGACCUUUCUUGGUAAAAACUUUGUCAUGAGAAUAGACAAUGUUUUAUCUGUGACCGUUCAUCCUUAGUUGCAAGCGACGGUCAAAAAUUGAGAAAAUGGCAUACCAUCAGUAAUCAGUUUGAUGGUUGAAAACGAGUUAAUUGCCUAUUUUCUUCUGGAUAUUUGGGGCAGAUGUCAAAAAAAGUUGAACAUGAAUAAAUUAAAGUCAUGAUCGACAGAAUGGAUUACACUAUCAUUUGAUUGAUUGAUUUAUAAUCGAUUUGCUUGGCACAUGUGUUCCUACCUGGGUUCUCUGUGUCGCAAUUUCGAGAAUUUGGAAUAAUUUAGAAUAAAAUAUCUUGUUGUUCCGAAGGCCAUAUUUUUUUUGGAGAGGGAAAUAGCAACCAACACUAAUAGGUAACUAUCCCUCUAAAUAUUUAUUUUUUAUUUAGAAUUGUGGUUUGAAUCACGCACGAUUAUCUGUAGGCGAACUGAGUCCUUUUUUGUACAUUCGAACAGGCUUUUAAACACCCACGCUAAAUGCCUGAUAUAAAUGCGAAAUAAACUUUAUUCUGUGACUUUGCGCAAAUAUAAACACGUAAUACAAAUAUAUAAAAUACAUAGAAAUUUAAUGAAGUUCCAUAGAGGAUACAUGCGUGAAAUUGAGUAUUUAGUAUUAAAUACUGAAUAGAAAGGGAAAAUUAAAAUUUCUAGAGGCUUUAAAAUUUCCGGUUUGCGUGUUCAGGGAUCGAACAAAAUUCGUGCUUCUAAUACUGUAGCAAAAAUGUACUACAUACGCCAUGGUAUACAUAUUUUGUAGUUUUUACUCACAAAUAUACCAGUAAAAGUUUUUAGCUUGUAUAACUGCCUAUAUUCUUCAAAUAGGCUUAUCAUUGAUCGCGUACAGGUGUAAUUAUUAGAGACCUUAAGGAUUGACGUUUACGGCAAACGUCAAACCGCUAGCGAAGUUUUUGAUUUUACAGCUCUAUUAUUGUAGCUUUUACACCAGUUUUGAAAUAUGUUAAACUGAUUAAACUUCUGCUCUUUAGCAAUGAUUUAAGAAAGAAAAUUAACCACUAGUCAUGCCAUUCACCAAAGCAGUAAAUUAAGAUUUGGCGUUUGAAGUUGACGUUUGACGUAUAAAUUUUAUGCUUUAACGACUACAAGCCCUCGUAGCAGUUCAGGCAUGAAAUCUAUACGCCAAACGCCAACUUGAAACGCCAAAUCUUAUUUUACUGCUUUGGUGAAUGGCAUGACUAGUGGUUAAUUUUCUUUCUUAAAUCAUUGCUAAAGAGCAGAAGUUUAAUCAGUUUAACAUAUUUCAAAACUGGUGUAAAAGCUACAAUAAUAGAGCUGUAAAAUCAAAAACUUCGCUAGCGGUUUGACGUUUGCCGUAAACGUCAAUCUUAAGGUCUCUAAUAUUUUUUCUUAGCCUGACUUUUAAUAUUUAUAUUAAAAAGCCUGGUUUUCACUGGCGACAUAAGCAUAUUAAGCACAUGCUAAGACAAAACAAAGAAAAUUAAGAAAUGCAGUGAAGUGUGCUACGUACGUAAACAUCGAGAUGAAGUGCAGGAAGUAAAUAUAAUAUAAAGCAUAUUAGCACAAGACUCCAAGCGCAAGCUAAUGUAGAACGAAAGCUGCAAAUUCAAAGGAAAAUUCUUUCUUUUUUGCCUUUGAAUUCCUCAGAGUAACAUUCAUGCUUAAUAUAGACUUUGAAUAUAGACUUUCUUGUGUUAUUAUAAUGACCGUCAUUAAUAACACAAACACGCAAGCUGUUUAGGCAAUAUAUUGUACUAGUCUUUUAACGUUUUUAUUGGUAAUAAAAAAUGGUCUAAUUAAUAAUAACAUUAAAGAUUAUUUUGGCUUAUGUAUAGUUAUGUUGAAUUGAUCAUAUUACUUUAGCUCAAGACUCCCAAGAUGUAUAACCGCAUGUCCGAUCCUGCUUUUGAUGACAUGAGUGGUAUGCCCCAACCCAGACAGGAGCUGGGCUACCCUCCAUUUUCGCAACCUGGCAUGGGACCUGUGCAACCGAUGCAACAGCAACCCAUGCAACAACCUGGGCACAUGCACAGCAGUAACACCAAUACAACCGUUGUGAUACAGCAACAACCAGCGCAGGUUGUACUUCAAGGACCGCGGGCAUGGAGCACUGGACUUUGUUCUUGUUUUGACGAUUGUGGUGUCUGUAAGUUUAUUUUAUUAUCAUACUUUCUAGUCUUCAAUCCAUCCUGAUCGUGUAGCUCAGUUGGUAGAGCAUCGAUCUAGUAAUUCGAAGGUCACAGGUUCGAAACCCAGCCGUGCUGCGCAGAGUUUUCUGCUUGCAUAGUCUGGAAAUUAUGAAAUAUCUCGCCCAUAAUUUCUCCAAACAUUUUUGCUAUAUAUACACAUAGCAUCUCAUGUACAUCAGUCCUGUCUGGGGGAACAGCGGUUUCCCCAUGUUUGAGUUUUGUCCAGUGGCGCCGCCAGCUCGAUAAUUGGGGGGGGGGGGUCAAAUAUUCAUAUAUUUGUGUUCACAGACCAUAAAAACAAUCGAUUUCAAAAGAAGUUAAAAAUGCACACACAAAGAUAUGAAUAUUCGCGCCGCCCCCCCCCCAAUUAUCGAGCUGGCGGCACCACUGGUUUUGUCACUCAGGGGGAAUGCCGUUCCCCCAGUGAAAAUAGUGGGAGGAAAAUCGAUUUUGUUUUUAGGUCUUAUGGCAAUAUGCUGCCCAUUGAUACUUGAAUGCACUGUCAGUGGUCAUGCUGGAGAAUGCUGUUGUGUCGCAACUGUUUGUCCAAUUGCCCUAAGAACCAAGAUACGGACAAGGCAUAACAUUGCGGUAAGUGAUGACUCUUUCUCGUCCUCUUGGCAAAACAGUUUAAAAGUGAUAGAGCUAUACAGGUGGCGCGAAUACCUCUCUUUAGGGGACUUAAUUGUUAAGAACAUGGCCACCAGAUAUGCGCAGUAAAAACUCCCUUACGUUUUUCUCUUGAAGUGAGACCUCUGUAUGUUUAGUACUCUAUGGCCUUACAGACUUACAGUCCCCUAGGGAGAAUAGUUUAGAUAAAGUUAUUUAUUUAUUUCACUGUGUAUUUUGACAGGGAAGUAUCAUGGAUGACUUCUGUGUGGUUGCAUGCUGUGGACCCUGUGCAAUGUGUCAAAUGGCAAGAGAACUCAAUAUUCACGGAAUCUAA
Molecule: messenger RNA, 5704 nt
Organism: Paramuricea clavata
Lineage: Eukaryota; Metazoa; Cnidaria; Anthozoa; Malacalcyonacea; Plexauridae
Source: the annotation of a GenBank genome assembly